AUGUCGCAACCCCAACCAGACCAGGCCAUCUUCAAACAACCCGAUCAGCCAAGUAGUAUCCGGGAACGUUCUCCGGACAGUCACGAUGUAGAAACGAACGAGCCGGAUGUGGCCGAGGUCGAGCGCAUCUACCGAAAGCUGGAUCUCCGGAUCAUUCCCGCGUUCUGGGUCCUCUACUUCCUCUGCUCGGCCGUGCGGUCCAACGUCGGUCUCGCGCAGACGAUGAACACGGACACCGAGCAUGAUCUAGGGUCUGUGCUGAAGAUGACCCCUCAUCAGGUCUCGACUGGUCUGGCGUUGUUCUACGUGUGUUACGUCGUCUUCGAUCUGCCGUCCAAUUUGAUCAUGACGCGCUUGAGCCCGCAUGUCUGGAUGAGCCGCAUUGUCAUCAGUGUGGGGGUGAUUGGGACUUGUCUGGCGGCUAUGAAAGCCGCCUGGAGCUUUUAUCUCCUCCGUCUUCUCCUAGGUGUCGUCAUCGCCGGUAUGUGGCCCGGAAUGGCCUACUAUCUUACCCUCUUCUAUCCUCCCUCUCGCACCGGAAAGCGUAUCGGCCAAUAUUACACCGCUGCGCAGAUCUCCGCUGCAGUCGUCGGCUUGGUGUCCGCUGGGUUCCAGAAGAUCGACGGCGAGCGAGGCUAUGUCGGCUUCCAGUGGAUGUUCCUGGUGUAUGGCGUCAUCACCAUCGCCGUCGGCAUCGUCUUGCUAUGGUGGCUGCCUGACCGGCCGACAAUCCCUGGGCAGGAGCCCGAGACGCGCAAAUAUUUCCGGUGGAUCCCACGCAGCGCCCCUGCGUUGACUGGGCGAGACGCCGAGAUCCAUUACUAUGAUCUGAAGCGCGCUUAUCACCGCCCGCGAUGGACGCUGAAGGACCUGCUGGGGGUGUUUAUGGAUUGGCGGCUGUGGCCGCUGCUGAUCAUGUACUUUGGAGUUGUGGGGGUGGGUAUCGGCGUGCAGAGCUACGCCAGUGUGAUCAUCCGUGCAAUCAAUCCGCAGCUGAGCGGGGUUGAACUGAGCUUACUGACGGCACCGAUUUGGCUGAUGGACCUAGCCGCCAUUCUCCUAGUCACACCAUUCUCCGACCGCUUCCACCAAUACCGAGCCGUCUUCUUCUCCAUCCCCGCAUGCCUCCAAAUCCUAGGUCUCCUAUUAACCACCUACGCCGGGACAGAAUCCAACCCAUGGCCACGGUACGGCGGCCUACUAAUCGUCGGCUUCGGCCUCGGCCCAACAGUACCCAUCACCAUGACCUGGACGUCGGAGAUUUUCCAACCGCGGCACGGCGAAGUCGGCGUGGCCGCCGCCUCAGCGGUGGUAUCAGGCUGGGGCAACCUCGGCAGCGUGGUCACGACGUACGCCCUGUACGAAGGGUGGGCGAGCGACUCGGCCGCCACAGGACGAGACAAGUACCGCAGGAGCAACCUGGUGAUGGUGGGGAUUCUGUGCGCGAGUAUUGUCGCGGCUAUAACGAUGGAGGUGCUCUUGAAGAUGAUGCGUCGUCGAAAUGGCGGGCAAGAUGAGGGCGAGGAUAAGAUUGUGGAUGGGGCCGCGCGGAGAGAAGCGCAGCAGCGGGGGCUGCAUGGGCUGGGAUCGAGUCUGGUUAACCAUGUCCGGGGGAAAUGA
Aspergillus campestris IBT 28561 is the source of this 1620-nucleotide messenger RNA. RefSeq names its product putative MFS transporter. Gene Ontology annotation, molecular function: biotin transmembrane transporter activity; solute:proton symporter activity; dethiobiotin transmembrane transporter activity. The coding region runs from base 1 to 1620 and encodes 539 amino acids. The transcript is spliced from 4 exons. Gene Ontology annotation, cellular component: membrane. The record is from RefSeq and is a predicted model, not a curated record. Gene Ontology annotation, biological process: biotin import across plasma membrane. Lineage: Eukaryota; Fungi; Ascomycota; Eurotiomycetes; Eurotiales; Aspergillaceae.